AUCUAUCUGCAACAGUAAUUCAUGUCAAGUUUUCAGGGUGUACGUUAAUUUACACGAAUGCUACUUCAUAUUUGGCUACAAUCUUCUUCUUUAUUUUGCUGCCAUCACAGUUCCCUGUCUUCUCGUUCGUGUCAGUGGUAAUGCCUGGGGAAAUGAUACUGGGAUGAAUUUACAGUACGAGCACGAGUCCGGUCCGUGAUUGUUGUAUGAACAGAACCCUGCCCACCGCGCGGUAAAGAAGCUGCAUGCGUGACUGAGAGUAAUAAGGGGACGUUUGUGCACAGUUCGUGUUAAGCAGCGUUUCGCUUUCAACCCGAUUAAUCAUCGCUGUUUUGAAGGACGUACGGUUAUAUCCCCGACUUGACAGAUGAAGAAAUGGCAGCGGAAUCCAACCGGAGAUUUACCAAAAACCUACUGAAACCGGGAAGCGCCGCAGAGAUACGGCAAACCGCAUGUAAUGCCAUAAGGAAUUCAACUAUAACGCAGGAGAAACCAAAACUGAUUGACCCUCUGGACUACGAGGCUGUGAUCUCAGAGCUUGAACCUGAGCUCAGGAAAGACCCACAGCAGGACUUGCUACUAUUUCCAGAGGUUGACUUCACUGUGUCCACUUGUCCCAAAGAAAGGAGAACAGUGAAGUCCACUGUGCCAGAAGGAGCUGAUGAACACGCUGAAUGUCUGCUGGUCAGACAGGCCUGUCAAUACUUCAACUCCCCCUGGCAUGUUGUGCAAUACGAACAUGAAGAGUACGCCGGUGAUUACCGCAUAUUGCCCAGGAAGCCGAAUAAAGCUGAGAAGUUGCCCUCACACUCAUUUGAGAUCGACCAUGAAGAUGUUGACAAGGAUGAGGACACCACGUCUUUGUCAUCGUCUAAAGGCGGAGGAGGUAGUGGGAGUGGAGGGGGAAUUGGUGUCUUUAAGUCUGGCUGGCUGUAUAAAGGGAACUUUAACAGCACCGUCAACAACAGUAUCACUGUUCGGUCCUUCAAGAGGAGAUAUUUUCAAUUAACACAGCUGACUGACAACUCGUAUAUCAUGAACUUCUACAAAGAUGAGAAAAUCUCAAAAGAACCCAAAGGUUGCAUUUUUCUAGAUUCGUGCACAGGGGUGGUUCAGAACAGCCGGCUGCGAAAACACGCCUUUGAGCUGAAAAUGAACGAGGUGACAUAUUUUGUCCUGGCUGCAGAAAACGAACUGGACAUGGAUGACUGGAUCAGCACUCUUACACGCAUCCUACAGAUUAGUUCUCCAGAUGGCCCAGUGCUGGACCGCAAAAGUAUGGACCUGAGCGACAAUAAGCAUGACAUAAUUGAGAUUUCUUUGAAUCUUGUUCCUGCCGUUGAAAGUGAGGAACCAACUGAAAAUGAAAUCAACCCAGAUCUGGCCAAGUAUAUUUCAGAGACUGAAGAGCUGGCGAGAGCUGCCAGAAGAGAGGACCGACUGAACCUGUUCUCCCUGGACCCUGACAUUCCUGUUUUGAGGAGCCCAAAGAUGGAGCAUAUGGAGUCUGCUUCCAACCGGCAGUUUGAGGAGAAACUGGGGAAGAGACUAAUGAUAUCCUGUCACUCGGUCAACCUCACGCUACAGGGCUGCGUAAACGAGGCCAACACUGAGCCAGUCACUAAUAUUGAGCCUUUUUUUGUAACCGUCGCUCUGCUGGACCUUCGUGAGGGCAGGAAGAUUUCUGCUGACUUUCAUGUAGACUUAAACCAUGAGGUUGUGCAGAAAAUGCUCAGCUGGGGUAAUUCAGGAGACCAGGGGCUGGUCGGAGGUAAUGAUGCACUUCAGGAGAAUGGACUCAGAUCAGCUGCAGAGAAAAAAACUGAAGACUGCCAUCUGAACCCAGACCUGGAGAACUGGCUGCGUUUUCCUAAACAGGCAAUUUUUUCCAUUACAAACACGCACACAGACAUUGUGAUGGUAGCACGGCUGGAGAAAGUUCUGAUGGGAAAUAUUACGAGUGGUGCAGAACCUUACAUUAAAAACACAGAUUCUAGCAAGACUGUUCAAAAAAUGUUGAAAUCCAAUAAGCAGUUCUGUAACAAACUUGGAAAGUACCGAAUGCCUUUUGCCUGGUCUGUAAGGUCAGUGUUUAAGGAUAACCAGGGCAUGGUGGACAGGGAAUCUCGCUUUUCCCCUCUCUUCAAACAGGAAAGCAACAAGAUCUCCACAGAAGACCUCGUCAAGCUCAUAACAGACUACAGGAGGGCUGAAAAGACCAGUAAACUCCAAACCAUCCCGGGAAGCCUUGAAAUAAAUGUGGAUUGUGUUCCAAUGGAGUGUCACAAUUGUGUGACGUCAUCGUAUGUUCCUCUGAGGCCGUUUGAGGAAGGCAGUCUACAUGCUCCUACGGUGGAGGUAGAGGAGUUUCUGCAGGACACGCCGAAGUUCGCCCAGCCUUACAGAGUCUACAAGAAUCACAUCUAUGUCUACCCUAAACACCUUAAGUAUGACAGUCAGAAGAGCUUUUCAAAGGCUCGAAACAUUGCCGUUUAUGUGGAGUUCAGAAGCUCUGAUGAUGAACAUACCAAGCCACUAAAGCGCAUCUACGGAAAACCAGGAGGUCCAGUUUUCACCACGACUGCCUGCUCCACAGUUCUGCACCACUCGCAGAACCCAGACUUUUAUGAUGAGGUGAAGAUCGAGCUACCCACACAUCUUCAUGAGAAACACCAUCUGCUCUUCUCCUUCUAUCAUGUGACCUGUGACAUUACUGCCAAAACCAGCUCCAAAAAGAAAGAAGCUCUUGAAACUCCAGUGGGUUACGCCUGGCUUCCUCUUCUGAGGGAUGGACGUCUUUCCUCUCAGGAAUUCAGUAUUUCGGUUUCUUGUACUUUGCCUGGUGGAUAUCUUCUCAUUAAAGAUCCUACAUCCACCAAGAACGGCUCAGAUGUGAAAUGGGUAGAUGGGGGUAAACCGAUCUUCAAAGUGUCCACCAUGGUGCUUUCUACGGUUUACACUCAGGACCCCCAUCUGAAUGGCUUUUUCCAGCAGUGCCAAAAACGAGAGGCAGACCUCUCUCAACCUCCUACCUCAAACUUUCUCAAUUCCCUUAAGGGCCUUCUUAGUAUGGACAGGAUUCAUGUCAUCGUUCGCUUCCUUCCCGUUAUCUUCAACCAACUCUUCAAAGUGAUCACCCACAACGAUACAGACGAGGUGACCACCAUUACAACUAGGGUCCUGGUCCACAUUUUAUCAAAGUGUCACGAGGAGAACCUGCACCACUAUUUGCACUCCUACAUAAAGUUUGUGUUUAAGACUGAAGCGUGUGGCUUCAGAACGGUUCACGAGGAGCUUGCGAAGGGAAUGACCUCUGACCUCAAGAGCAACGAGCAGACAGUCAUCCGAAACAUCCUUAGGUUUUCUUGGUUUUUCUUGGAGAUCAUGGCAAAGUCUAUGGCUCAGCACCUAGUGGACUCAGAGAAGGUGAAGCUCCCCCGACCGCAGCGAUUCCCUGGAGCCUUCCAGAGUCGACUCGAGACCCUGAUCAUGACCAUGUCCGAUCAUAUCUUCUGGAAGAAUAAAGACUUGGCUGAGGAGACACGUAGGGCUAAUAUGGCCAUAGCGGCACUUGUGAAGCGGUGCUUCACAUUUAUGGACCGAGGUUUCACCUUUAAAUUGAUUAGCAACUACGUCAACAUGAUCACAGGCAUUGACAACAAGAUGCUGUGUGAGCUGAAGUUUGAGUUCAUAAGGGAAGUUUGUAACUAUGAGCAUUACAUCCCCCUUAGCCUGCCCAUCCCAUCUGCACGUAUCACAGAUAAGGCAGAAGCAGAAACCAGAAGUUCUCAGGUGGCCAUUCCGGAAUACAGCUUGACGGAAGAGUUUUGCAGAAAGCAUUUUCUCACAGGAUUGUUGUUGAGAGAGCUGGGACUAGCUCUUCAAGAUGAACAAGACCUGAGACAUCUCGCCCUAGCAUGCCUGAAGAACCUCAUGGCCAAACACUCACUAGACUCCCGCUAUGCUAAAAAGGAGAAACAGGCACGGAUAGCAACUCUGUACCUGCCCCUUUAUGGACUCAUCCUUGACAACAUGCCUCGGUUUUUCCUGAGAGUUCUGUUUCCAAUCUGUCUGACCGCUAGUGACCAGGGUUCCAAAGAAGAUCUGUGUGUUGGAGGAGGUUUAGCAGGUCAGAUGUCCCACGUUUUAAACCACGGCAACUUAAUGGAUGCGUCCUUCUCCAAAGAAGUGCUCAACUCCAUUACCGCGUUUUCCUCAUUGGCCGUAUCAACGGCGAACAAUGCAGACUCGAGAGGUUCACUCAUCAGCAUCGAGUCGAACCGUAGUAACAGUGACCAAAACAGUGAGAAGUUGGACGCAUGUGAAAGGUUUGCCAGGCCUCAGUCCCUCAUUGGGUUUGGUGCUCGCUUUGACAAACUGGACCAAGCAGAGACCAGAAGCCUACUUAUAUGUUUUCUGCACAUCAUGAAGACCAUUUCAGAGGAGGUGCUGGUUUCAUACUGGCAUCGGGCGAUUCCUCAGGAAAUCAGUGAUUUCUUUAAGAUUCUGGAACUAUGUCUCCAACACUUUCGGUUUCUUGGAAAGCGUCACAUUGCCAGGAAGUUAGCAGCCGCUGUAAAGCUGGCUCAGGCCACGCAGAACAAUGGCACCCUGAAGGGCACUAACACAUCCUCCCAGUCUUCAGGGCUCCUACCUCAAUGGAUGACGUCCACUCAGGAUGGGCACAGGCAUGCCCGCUCUCAGACCAUGCCCAUCAUCAGGGCUAAGAACGCCCUCACCAACCCUAAACUGCUGCAUUUGAUGGAAGCAGAUGGAAAUCUUCCUGAGGGAGAUAACGUCAGCCCUACAGACAUUGAGGCUAACCUCUCUACUGAAGUAGCCCUAACAAUUCUGGAUGUACUAGGCCUGUUCGUUCAACAUCACAAGAAACAGCUGCAGCAUGAUGAAGGACAAAACGCUUUGAUGAAAAAAGUAUUUGAUACGUACCUGCAAUUCCUCCAGAUCAACCAGUCCACCACCACCCUCAGACACGUCUUCACUGCUCUGCGCCUGCUUAUUCAGAAGUUCCCGUCAGCAUUUUUCCAGGGUACAGCUGAUCUGUGUGGCAGUCUGUGUUAUGAGAUUUUGAAGUGCUGUAACCAUCGGUCCAGCUCCACACAGACGGAGUCAGCUGCGUUACUCUACUUCCUCAUGAGAAGAAACUUAGAAUUUACAAAGGGCAAGUCCAUCGUCCGCUCGCAUCUUCAGGUGAUUAAAGCAGUUAGUCAGCUAAUCGCUGAUGUUGGCAUUGGUGGGUCACGCUUUCAGCAGUCUCUAGCCAUCAUCAACAACUUUGCCAAUGGGGAUGCUCCUCUUAAAAACACAGCAUUCCCCGCUGAGGUAAAAGACCUGACCAAGAGAAUCCGCACUGUGCUAAUGGCCACAUCUCAAAUGAAGGAACAUGAAAAGGACCCAGAAAUGUUGGUGGACCUGCAGUACAGCCUUGCCAACUCCUACGCCAGCACACCUGAACUCAGACGAACCUGGCUAGAGAGCAUGGCCAAAAUUCACGUUAGAAAUGGAGACUUGUCUGAGGCAGCAAUGUGCUACAUCCACAUCUCAGCCCUUAUAGCAGAGUCUCUGAAGAGAAGAGGUUACUGGAAGCCUGAGAAGGGUCGGAUGUCCAGCGUGAGCAAAGAGGAAGCCUGUGUCAUUAACGGUAGCCCCUUACUAACUCCCCAGGACGGAGAAACUUUGUUCAGUAUGGGCUGCGCAGCCUUUAUGAGUAUCUCUCCGAAUGUUAAAGAAGAGGGCGCAAUGAAGGAAGACGCUGGGACUCAGGACACUCCUUACACUGAGGACACACUGGUGGAGCAGUUGGAGAUGUCUGUGGAUUAUCUGUGGAAGUCUGAGAGAUACGAGCUCAUUGCAGAUAUUAAUAAACCCGUGAUAGCCGUCUUUGAGAAGAGACGAGAUUUCAAGCGUUUAUCAGAGCUGUACUACGACAUUCAUCGCUCGUACCUGAAGGUGACGGAGGUGGUGAACUCUGAGAAACGCUUGUUUGGUCGAUACUACCGUGUGGCUUUUUAUGGACAGAGCUUCUUUGAAGAAGAGGAGAACAGGGAGUUUAUCUAUAAGGAGCCGAAACUCACAGGACUGUCAGAGAUUUCUCAAAGGCUCCUCAAACUCUAUUCGGACAAGUUUGGAGCUGAUAAUGUCAAGAUGAUCCAAGAUUCCAACAAGGUUAAUCCCAAAGACCUGGACCCAAGAUUUGCCUACAUCCAGGUGACCUACGUAGUGCCUUAUUUUGACGCUAAAGAACAGCUGGAGAAGAAGACUGACUUUGAGCAGCAUCACAACAUCAAUCGCUUUGUCUUCGAGACGCCCUUCACACUUUCUGGAAAGAAACAUGGAGAUGUGGAGGAACAGUGCAAAAGAAGAACCAUCCUGACCACAAGGUCAAGUUUUCCCUUUCUAAAGAAACGCAUAGAGGUAGUGGAACAGCAGAGUACGGAGAUGAACCCUAUUGAGGUGGCAAUAGAUGAGAUGAGCCGUAAAGUAUCUGAACUCAAUCAGCUAUGUAACAUGGAGGAGGUGGACAUGAUCCGUCUCCAACUGAAACUGCAGGGCAGUGUCAGUGUAAAGGUAAAUGCAGGGCCUAUGGCGUACGCACGAGCCUUCCUCGAGGAGAAAAAUGCCAAGAAAUACCCUGAUAACCAAGUCAAACUGCUUAAAGAGAUCUUCAGGCAGUUUUCAGACGCAUGUGGGCAGGCCCUAAAUGUGAAUGAGCGGCUAAUAAAAGAAGAUCAGCUGGAGUAUCAGAUGGAGAUGAAAGCUCACUAUAAAGACAUGCUUACCGAACUGUCCGCCAUUAUGAAUGAACAGAUUCCACACACCAAACAUCCUGGAGCAGAAAGACACAACGCCCUCUGAGCUGCAAGUGUUUUGGAAACACACAGAUGUACAUUUUGAUCCCAAGAGGCUGCCGAGGACUAUUGCUGGUCACACCUACAGUAUAAACAUACAUAGACGCCACAAUUAAUGCUGAAUUGUAUGCUAUAUUGAGGAGGGCACUUAUAUUUGUCAACCCAUUUCAAUGGUUUACGAUCUACAUCUUAGAAAAUAAUUUAUUGGCAUAAGGAGUUGUAAAAACCGAAAAACUCGUAUUUUUCUUGGUUAAAGGGAUAGUUCUUCGAAGUACAAAAAUACUGUCAUUAAAGGUACAGUUUGUAACAAUUUUGCAGUAAAAUAUCAAAAAACCACUAGGCCAGUGUUAUAUAUUUUGUUCAGCUGAGUACUUAAAAAAUCUCAAACGUUUCCAACUACUUGAGAAAAUCGCCAUUCUAAACAAUGACACGGGCCCGUGCAGUCACCUGUCAAUGGCGUCAUAUCCGCGUUACCCUUUGUUACCGCCUUUACUGACGUAGAAACCGCAUGACAACAGUGUCGUGGACAAAUGCGGAAGUAGUGUCUAGCAUCUAUCAAGCCACUAGCUUGUUUCGAGCGGUCACUUAUUUACGGACCACAAUUAUACGCAACAUUUUUAAAACUUUAUUACUUUACCUCAUCCGCUAACAUUUCUCGUUCCUGUCUGAUCGAUGGCCAUCAGCGGUGGAGUUGAAGUUCACAGCGUCAUCAAGCUACGCCAUUGUUGUUGUUUUGAUCGUGCGCCCUCUAGCUGUGGUUUUUACAAACUGCAGCUUUAAUUACCCUCAUAGCAUCUUUAAAACACAAAGCUCUUGGACUUUAAUAAUAUUGUGAUUUAUUAUUACCCAUAGACAGCAACUGCCACAUUCAGGGUGCCAAAAUGGCAGAAUUUUCAGUCUUUAGUAAACAAUCCCUUUAAUAAUUACAGAGAUGUCCCUAAAUAUGGCAACUCAUUGAUGUAUUGCAGCAACAGUCAAUGCUGGGUCUAUGUAUGCCUGUGGUCACACCUGUAGAGUUUCUAAAUCAUUUUUUGUGGGGGGGGUUUUCGAUGAAAAGUCUGACGAGAGUAAACAAAAAAAUUCUAGACAUUACUUAACUGUAGGGUCCAUUAGAUGAGCCUGUCUAGAUAAGGCUGUCUUUGCUUGUGUAGCACAUCACACUCAUAUACACAGACGGACUCUUGUCUUAAGGAUUAUAUAGCAAGAAUUAAAUUCACACAUGCCUUUAGACCCCACUGUUUUUAAAACCGUGACCUUUUAUUAACUUUAGAUGUGUUCAACUAAGCAAAUCUCUUUUCUAAAUAUUUUAGAGGGCUUUCACUUCAUUGUUUGCUGUUGUAAACAUUUGACUAAUACGACUGUUUUGAGAGUUUAGGACGAUGGCCAGCAUUUUUUAUUUUCAAGUUCCACAUAGUCUGGUUGAACACAUCUCUAGUUUCUGACCGAGUGAAUGUAAAACAGUCCUGACUCUCUGAAAGACCCCGUUCACUCAUUUCACGAACACGUGCUGUUUAGUACAAUUUUAUGAUUGCCAAUGUGUCGCUGUUUUUUAUGCAAACUGUUGAAUACUGUAAAUAAGAAUAAUUAAUAUUUAAAAUUCUUUUUUAUAUUAAAAAUAUUUGAUUGUU
Messenger RNA from Triplophysa rosa, 8494 nucleotides. It is a transcript of the gene dock10, whose product is annotated as dedicator of cytokinesis 10. Bases 376 to 6873 code for a protein of 2165 amino acids. The transcript has 56 exons. The record is from RefSeq and is a predicted model, not a curated record. Gene Ontology annotation, molecular function: guanyl-nucleotide exchange factor activity. Lineage: Eukaryota; Metazoa; Chordata; Actinopteri; Cypriniformes; Nemacheilidae. Gene Ontology annotation, biological process: positive regulation of GTPase activity; small GTPase-mediated signal transduction; regulation of cell migration.